GUUCUGGCUUUUACUCCGUGGCCUGCGUACCUGCGUACCCGUGUACGAAUUACACUGAAAGAUUAACUAACGUACAAACUACUCAAAUAAAAGACUACGAGUAUCUAUCGAAUCUCACUGUGUUACUCGUUCUUGUUAUUGCCCUUAUAGCCAUCUUACUGUUCUCCCUUGGCCAAUAAUGCUGUGUAAUAUAUGAGAGAGAUGAUUUUGUGUGUUGCCAGAAGCGUGCGCGCAUUCAUUAAGACUGACUAGUGUUAAUUAGACCCUCGUCGAUUCAACGUAAAAGGUGAUUGGUCCUUAUUGCUAGAAGUCAAUUUAUACGAAUAUAUUUAUAUUUUCAAACACCCAUAUCAGAGUGCAUUGUAAAUUUACUCGUGAAGUAUAACCCCCUUGUGCCUAUAGUCCUUAUAGUGCUAACGUCCUUUGUCGUUGUUCAUCGUCGUUCGCGUUGAGUGCCAGUGCCGUAUCUAGUGCCCGUUAGUAAUUCCAAUUAAACAAGAAGUAUCAAACGGUGAUAAAACAUCCAAGAUGCCUUGCUCAGCGGUAACUCUCUCGCUCGCCACGAUAACCGGGAUAAUCGCUACGGCUCUCCUGGCUAUAGCCUUCUCCACGGACAAUUGGCUCUACACGGAGGUCAAGCGUGCUCAAAUACAACAAUACGCCGCUAAGCAUGCCGAGCAGAGCCAUCUCGUCGAGCAGAUGAACACUAAAUAUUAUUAUUAUACGAGAACUCAGGGACUCUUCAGGAUAUGUUACCCGAAAGAACGACCACCUGCCGUGGAAACUUACCUCAGCCCCGUGGAAACUCAUUGCAUGAACAUCGAUUAUUUCAUUCCCGAUGAGGAAAAUCAAACGAGAGGCUUCUCCGAUGACGCAAUGGCGCGAUUACAUAUGGGACGUUCCGUCAUCGCUCUCUUCAUGGUUGGUUUCCUGGCGAUAUUCUCUGCCUUCUGGACCGGUGUUGUCGGCUGCUGGCGACGUUCACCUGGAAACAUCACUGCCACGGCAAUUCUGAUGCUCUUAGCCUGUCUACUUAGUGCCGGUGGCAUGGGACUGUGGCACGGCGUCGAGUAUUACGAGAAGGAGAAGAUCGUGGGCGAAGAAUAUUAUCAACAAUGGAGCAACGUCCUGAAGGACAACUCGCUAAUCUCGUACGACUGGUCGUACGUGGUGGCUUGGGUCGGCGUCGGUUGGUCACUCGUCAGCGCUAUAUUGUUUAGCGCCGCGGCCAUUUGCUUGAGGGGCGAAAGAAUGCGCGAGGAGGCUAUGAACAUGCAGUACCUCAUGCCUGUGUACCCGCAGAAACAGCAGUACGCGUAUGCCAGUUAUCCAGCACCUGCAGCUUAUCCGGGACCGUAUUAUCACGGUUCUCAAUACGGGCCAUACAAUUACUGAUUGUGCGCUUAUAACGCGCGUGAGAAGGAACAGAGGAAGUAAUCGAGGAAGUGCGAGCGAGACCGGUAGUCAACGAGAAUCAGAAAUCAGACCAGGAAGUCGUCCCAGGAGUAAAAGAAUAAAGAAGAGAAGCGCGUUGCGCCAAGGAAGCAAAAUCGUUCUUGGAAAUAUAUGAGUAUAUUAUGAAACAAGGGAAUAAAUGCUAACCGUGUUUAUUCACUUAUGACACAACGAAUACUUGUACUGAUAGAUGAAGGACAGAUGCAGGAUGGCUGACGGGUUCGAGUUAUCCCGGUUACUAGAAUAUCAAGGCCCAAAUCAUGCCCACUCGACGCCAGGCCCUGUGCAGUAAUACACAGUUUCUUACGGAUUCGUAAAAAUCUCGUCAGCGGAAUUAUCAAAAAAUAUUAAACAAUUGGCUCUAAUGUUAUUUAUCGUUGUUGUACUUUUAUUAUUAUUGUUGUUGUUAUUCUUAUUACACUUCUGUGUCUCCUUGAAUGUUGUGACUGAAACUUUGCGCGAUACGGGAAACCUGGAGGACUUCCGGACAGUGAUGUAAUCGUGGCGACCUCUUGUGCAUGGUGUCGCCACCGUAGAGUGUGGCCUAGUUUGGGUCUUGUUAAUAAUUGUGUGCGUGUGUAUUUUCUUUUUGUUUUGGAAAACAACGUGAGAUUGGAACGAAAAAGCGUACAUCGAAUUAUUUUAUAUAUAAAUAUUGUCCGCGCGGAGGCGGCUGCUCAAAAAAAAAAAGACAGUAGAAUGAAAAGGAGGUGGCGAGAAAAUUUUUUUUAUUAAAAUGCAAUAUUUAUAUACUCGUUCGGUAUUGCGACGAGAUUUAAUUUUAUACAUAUUUUUUUAACGUAUAAUCUAAUAUUUCAUCUCUUCUAUCUUACUUUUUUUUUUGUAUCGUGCUAAUAAUUAUCGUACAAGGGACAGUGUAACUUUUGUGUGUAGCAUAUCAGACGGAUUGUACCUCGAAAGUGGGAUGCGUUGGUAGAAAAAUCCCAUGUUAUCAUCGAUCAUCUAUUAUACAAUUAAUAAUUUUGUCGUCAGUUACUCCCAAGAAAAUGUAAUGUUACGUGUGACGCACACAUUCAUUCGAACGUGUCCUCCAUUUAUAUAACUGGCACAUGUAAUUAACGUGUACGUACGUAUAAUAUUGUGUUUGCUGGGCUACCUUCCAGUCAUCCGUCAUGAAGAAUUUCGUUCUAAACAUUCAUCUACUCUUAUCAUCUCAUUAAUAACCUUAUCCGGUAUUUUUGAUACGUGGAUAUAUGUUUUCUAUGCGAAGCAAUCAACAGGCGGCAACAGCUACAACAACGACAAUACGUCCCUGUCGCAAUAUGACUGUCAGGCUCUAACAAUAAGCGAAAGCGACGAGAAGAAAAUGUAUAAAUUUUCUUACGUAUAUAUUAAAAGACCCUGAAGAUUU
This is a messenger RNA of Cephus cinctus (wheat stem sawfly), 2827 nucleotides long. RefSeq lists its product as uncharacterized. The coding region runs from base 529 to 1395 and encodes 288 amino acids. Lineage: Eukaryota; Metazoa; Arthropoda; Insecta; Hymenoptera; Cephidae. The transcript has 7 exons. Gene Ontology annotation, cellular component: membrane. The record is from RefSeq and is a predicted model, not a curated record.